Molecule: messenger RNA, 323 nt
Organism: Pyricularia grisea
Lineage: Eukaryota; Fungi; Ascomycota; Sordariomycetes; Magnaporthales; Pyriculariaceae
Exons: 2
Coding region: 171-323 (50 amino acids)
Source: RefSeq, a predicted model, not a curated record
CGCAAAUCUGAAGACAUUACAUCAGCUUCACGAAAAGGGCUCAGGCAUCUGCCACCUCUAGCUGUUCAUCCUUCAUUAUUCUUCGUCAUUAUUCAAUCAACAACGUCGAAGAUAUAAAUUCCACGACCAGCCUACUUACCUGUCUAGCCCGCUACCACCUAAUCCUGACAAUGCAUUUACUCAAUGCAGACAGCCGCUGUGCGGGUGGACGAGCGUUAAAAAAAUGCGCCUCAUGGACUGAAUGGACUGAUAGAGAUGAAUUGAUCGAGACCAAGCCCCCACCCCCUCUCCUUUUUUUUUUUUUUUUUUUUUUUUUUUUUUGA